GAGCGUGAUUACCAAUGGAGGAGAGACUGAGAGUGCUACUCAGCAGCAAACACAGGGUGAACAAGUUCAGAUGUGAGAGAGAGGGAGAGAGAGAGAGAGAGAGAGAGAGAGAGAGAGACAUCAGAUCUGUCUCAGAAAGGUUAACUGGACUGACUGACUAAGUAGAGUGGGAGUGUAAAAUGUAAAAGCGAGUAGGAGGGAAGAGAGAAAGGAAGAGGAGAAGAGAGGAAGGAGGAGAUUGUGUCUGACAGACAGUCUGUUGAGCUUGUCUGGAUUGCUUAUGAUCAUUUUGCCUUUACACCUGCAGCUCAGGAGGACAACACCAAGCCAGACAGGUGUCUGUGUGCACAGAGACAGGUGGAUAGCUGGAUGGCUGAACAUGUAAAUCGUGACGACCUUGGACCUAACUAUCUGCCAAGAGACUGGAGUUUGUGUCACAUGAUCACAACACCUCCUCAGCUUUUACAGGAGGCCAUGCAGUGCCAGAGUGAGUGACGGAUAGCAUGAGCCAAUGAGCUUCACACCAAACCCAGCUCUAGUCCCAGACAGGGACAACCUCCCAUUCAAAAAGAGGGACCAAAGACGGAGUUCAUCACCACCACAACAGCAGCAGCAGCAGCAGCAGUGUGAUGCUGCAACAUUCAAGGCACCCUACCCAUAUAAGAGCCACAGUGAGUUUAAGGCAAAACACACAGGCCCUUUCCAGCCCGUACCAAAACGGGUUCCUGCACUGUACCAGCCCUGGAUGCAGACUCACACAUCCACCAGGCCCAAGACUCAGGCCCUCUCUGCAUUCAGGGAGCAUCAUGGCUGGGCAGAAUGGAGAGAGUUCAACCCCCUCAACCUUGGAUGGGACUUUUCUCACCACUAUCAGCACCACAGGCACUUGUCUGGCACACCGGCACUCCAACCAGGCCACCCACACCACCCCUCCAGAUUCAACCCUGUUUCCCUGGUCAAUGAGGGCUUUCAAAGGGUGGGCAGGGGGUACGGUUGGGAGCAGCUCAAAAUGUUAAGGAACAAGACUUUAAAUGCAGACAGACAGAGUAAUGGGAGGAAUAAAGGACCAUAUGUGAGGGAAAGAGACAGAAAAGUUGAGUAUAGCCCUCCAUCAUUGAGCACAUACCUACCUCACUCUCCACAUGGGGACCUUACACUGCAACAUAAAUCAAAAGUUGUCAAACAUCCUGUUUCUGGACAUUCCUUCGUAAGAGUUUCCCCUGACGACAACUCAAUUAAUACAUACACCUCCGUGAGGGAGGAUGCAUCAAGAUCUGCUCUGGCCUCAGAUGAGGCUUCUUCAUCCUCUUUGUCUCCCAACCAUUUCCCCUGGCUGCUCCCUCACUUUGUGGCAGGCUCUUUGAUUGAGCUCAGGGACGGGCGGCUGAGGAGGGUGGAACACCUGCAAACGGAGGAUUUCCUGCUGGGAUCACUGGCUUGUCCAGACCUGCGCCUCAGCUGCUGCACGGUACAGAGCAUCACCCCGUCAGCCUCCUCCUCCAUCUCACGUCUCCUCAUCCUGCUUCACGACCAGCAGUCCCAGGAGUUGGUGGAUGUCUAUGUGGAGUACCCAUUCUUUGUGCGUGGACGGGGCUGGUCUUCCUGCAGCCCUCAGAGGACUGCCCGCCUCUGUGGCCUGCAGUGCCGUCAGCUCAUUGUGGGGGACAUCUGCCUGGCUCUCACCCCUGUCUCAACCCCCAAGCCUCCUCCGUCAACCACCCUGGAGUCAAAAAACAUCAAGUCAGAUGGAGGGUGUGGGUCCCUAAAAGCGCCACAACCCCAGGUUCCUCCAGAGCCAGAGCGCUCAGCGGGGGGGCAAAAGAAGGAGGCCGAGGUGGUCCGGAGGAGACACUAUUCAGCCCCUGAGUUGAGAGGUCCAGGGACUAACUGUAUGUAGUGAGGGGGGGUCACUGUCUUACAAGUCAGUCUCUUUAAAGUUCUGCUAUAUUCAGCCUAUAUUUGCUUACUUUCUACCUCCUGAAUCAUAUAUGUGUGCUUGACUGUCAUUUUUGUAUCUGAGGAGUAAAAGCUAGACGGAUGAUAAGAUCAACUCUCAGGAUCCUCCAGAGGUACCGUUAUAUGGGUAUGGUCAGGGAUCAAACACUGACUAUGUGACUUGAGUUUAAAAAAUACAUUUUCUGUGAUCCUGAUCAGUCUCUUAUAAAAAAAGAAUUCAGAUUCACAUGAGAGAAAUCAGUCAAUUUACAUGGAGAACCAAAGUGUAUAUCUACAGUAAGUUACUACAGGGAGCUGCUUCACUGACAAUGAAUGUGAGAAAGAUAUUGUAGGUUCAAAGAGUAUUUUGAGUGUGGGGUUCAAGUGUGUGUUCAUAUUAUUUCUAGCAGUUCUGAUAAAAAAAACGGCCCACGUUCCCUUGAAAAGCACAAAAACAAACUCCCUCAGGUCCUAACAAUCAUAUCGUGUAAAGUUUAUCUCUCCUUCAGCCUAAUGUUAUGUAAGACUUCUUUAUGCUCAUAAAUAAUAGAUUACAUUACAACUGUUGCAUUUCCUAAAUGUCAGGAUAGAAGUAGUGAAUUUUCAUUAUGACAAUCAACACCACUUGUUUUCAGGAGGAUUUCAUUUUUACGCUUCUACCUCUAUUUUCUAUUUAAGGUGACAAAUGCAUAUAAUCUAUGUUUUUAAUGGUGUGGGCUGUGUUGUUGUACUAUGCUAUGUUGGAAGCUCUUAGCUUCUCGGUGAAUGUCAGUGUGAUUGCCUUUAUUUGCCUGGUUGUUACAGUAUAUAGCUGCUUUGCUUCAGUACUGAUGCUCCUUUUUUAAUUGUCUGUCCAAUUGUUAAGAGUGGAGAUGCUUUGGAUGGAAAAAUUAAAGGUCCGGUGUAUAUGAUUUAGUGGCAUCUUGUUUAGUUGCUGAUUGCAGCCACCUCCCUUCACCCUCUCCUUCCUAGCAUGGAUGAGAAACUAUGGUAGCCAUGAAAACGCAAAAAGACCCCAUCUAGAGCCAGUGUUUAGUUUGUCCUUUCUGGGCUACUGUAGAAACAUGAAAGCGGACCUGCAGCAUCUGUAGAUACAAAAGGCUUGUUCUAACAACACAGGUGAUUAUAAACUAAAGAAAACAUAUUACGUUCCUUUUCUGCUAUAUCCUGUAAAUGUAAGACCACAAAAUUUUACACAGUGGACCUUUAAAUUGAAAUUCAAAAUUAAAGUGCAGACACACAG
Molecule: messenger RNA, 3178 nt
Organism: Larimichthys crocea (large yellow croaker)
Lineage: Eukaryota; Metazoa; Chordata; Actinopteri; Sciaenidae
Product: Ataxin-1
Exons: 3
Coding region: 512-1897 (461 amino acids)
Biological process (GO): negative regulation of transcription by RNA polymerase II; nervous system development
Cellular component (GO): nucleus
Molecular function (GO): RNA binding; protein binding
Source: RefSeq, a predicted model, not a curated record